Molecule: messenger RNA, 2003 nt
Organism: Styela clava
Lineage: Eukaryota; Metazoa; Chordata; Ascidiacea; Stolidobranchia; Styelidae
Product: solute carrier family 23 member 2-like
Biological process (GO): transmembrane transport
Cellular component (GO): membrane
Molecular function (GO): transmembrane transporter activity
Source: RefSeq, a predicted model, not a curated record
AGGAACUCGGAAAAGUCGAUUGUUGUAUGGGCUAGAGGAUAGCCCGUCGUGGUAUAUGUGCAUAUGGUUAGGAUUGCAGCAUUGUCUGCUCUGCGCCACAUCGAUUGCUUUGCUUCCGAUUGUGUUUGGGCCGUCUAUGUGCAUGUUUGAUGAUGAUGUUGGAUAUCAGGCUAAGAUUAUGUUUACAAGCUCAUUAUAUUUUGUAUCUGGAAUAUCAACAAUAUUGCAAUGCACUUUGGGAUCAAGACUUCCAAUCGUCCAGGGAACAACAUUUACUUUGAUAGCUCCUGUUAUAGCCGUUCUAUCACUUCCUCACAACGAAUGCCCAAAUACAAAUGUUGGCAUCAACAACGAAACUGGGCAUUUCCUAUACAAUGAUACCAAUGGCGACGUAGUGGAUGGCGUGGAGCUGUGGCAGAGGCGUAUGCGUGAGAUACAAGGCUCGUUAUCGGUUGCUUCGAUAACAGAAUUUCUCAUUGGCGUCACGGGAGCUACAACCUUUAUUGUACGAUUUGUUGGUCCGAUGACAAUAGCUCCUGCAAUUGCUUUGAUUGGUUUAGACUUAUUUGCUGUAGCCUACCAUGAAGCAGAAGGACACUGGGGAAUUGCAAUGUUUGUCAUAUUUGCAGUGACGUUGUUCUCGCAAUAUUUAAACAACGUUCAAGUCCCGAUACCAUGGUUCGACAAGAAAAGAAAAUGGCAUUUCAAACGUACGAAGCCUUUCGGACUGUUUCCUGUUCUUGUUACAAUCAUACUAGCAUAUGUGCUCUGCCAUAUACUUACAGUGACGAACGUUCUACCUGACGAUCCAGCUGUUCCGGGAUACGCGGCAAGAACUGACACCAAAUCACACGUUGUUCAAAAUAGCCCAUGGUUUUAUUUUCCGUAUCCUGGACAUUGGGGUCUUCCCAUCGUCAGCGGGGCAGGAUUUGUUGGAAUGUCAGUUGCGGUAUUUGCUGGCAUUGUAGAAUCUAUUGGAGAUUACUACGCUUGUGCAAAACUGGUUGGAGCACCUCCCCCACCACCUCAUGCCGUGACAAGAGGAAUAAUGAUGGAAGGUUUGGGUUGUGUUUUCGCUGGUUUUGUGUCCGGAAGUGGAACGACUUCAUACAGUAACAACAUAGCAGCUAUAGGAAUCACAAAGGUCGCAAGUCGCAGAGUUUUGAUUGCAACAGGAAUUAUUUUAACCUUAAUGGGAGUUUUCUGUAAGUUUGGAGCAAUAUUUGUGACGAUUCCAACACCAAUUAUAGGUGGAAUUUUUUGUGCUACAUUUGGUAUGAUUGGCGCUGUCGGGAUCUCAAUGUUGCAAUUUGUGGAUAUGAAUUCUCCAAGGAAUCAAUACAUUCUUGGAUUUUCACUUUUUAUGGGAUUGGUUAUUCCAGAGUGGAUGAAAGCAAAUCCUGGAUCGAUAGAAACCGGCGCUGUCUUUCUUAACCAAACGAUCGCGGUUCUUCUUGAAACAGCUACAUUUGUCGGAGGUUUUUCAGCUGCUUUACUCGAUAAUACCGUCCCAGGAACACUUGAAGAACGUGGCAUAAUCGCAUGGAAAAAAAGUUCAGGUGAUGCAACAGGUGAUGACGACAAUUUUGAAGUCGGAAAAGAAAGUUAUAACUUGCCAUUUUCAACGAAUUGGAGGUUUGCAAAAUUCUUUCCAAUUUUUCCUCAGUUUGACAAGCAAAUUAGGUUUGGAAAAGAAGAACAAAAUCAUAACACCGAAGCAGCUCAGCUAUUUGACAUUGAUGUUGAAACAACUUGCUAACAUUACGUGAUUAUAUAUAUAUAUAUAUAUAUAUAUCAUCAGGCAUAUAAUUCAAUUAAUCAGUUGAACCAACUGGUCUUGACCUUUUUUGACAACAUUGUAUAUACCAUGACUAAUACUAAGAUAUUUCCAGCAACGUUUAUUCACGUCACUAAGUAGAAAAUACUAUGUUAUGGCGGUCUUUCUAGCAGUUCGGGUCUGAAAAGUUUGAUGUAGAUUUGUCACCUAAAUAUAUGUCACUUGU